This is a messenger RNA of Beta vulgaris subsp. vulgaris (sugar beet), 2257 nucleotides long. RefSeq names its product trans-cinnamate:CoA ligase, peroxisomal. The transcript is spliced from 2 exons. The coding region runs from base 143 to 1969 and encodes 608 amino acids. Lineage: Eukaryota; Viridiplantae; Streptophyta; Magnoliopsida; Caryophyllales; Amaranthaceae. The record is from RefSeq and is a predicted model, not a curated record.
UACACUCAAAAAGUAAAGAAAAUUACUCUCUUGCCUUGUAUCUUUCUCGUUCAAUUUCUUUCCCCACCUCCCAUUUAUAUAUAUAUAUAUAUACAUAGCUAAGCUAUUACACGCACUAAACCUCCAACAAGCAAAACUAAGAAUGGACAAGUUAAGCAAGUGUGAUGCAAAUUAUGCAGCUCUUACACCAAUAACUUUCUUGAAAAGAGCUGCAAUGUGUUAUGCAGAUCGUGCGUCUAUAAUCUAUGGUCAAUCUCGUUUCACUUGGAGUGAAACUUAUGAUCGUUGCCGUCGCCUUGCUUCUUCCCUUCACUCCCAGCUUCGUCUUUCCAAGAACGAUGUGGUAUCAGUCUUGGCCCCAAACAUACCAGCAGUAUAUGAGAUGCAUUUUGCAGUGCCAAUGGCUGGAUGUGUGCUAAACACCAUAAACAGCAUGUUGGAUGCUAAAACUAUCAAAACUAUCCUCUGCCAUUCAGAAGCUAAGAUUCUGUUUGUAGACUAUGAGUACAUUUCUUUGGCUUGUCAAGCGUUGCGCCUUCUGAAGACCGAAGAGAAACCAUCAUUCUUACCAUCCAUAAUUCUCAUCAAUGAAAUUGGUUUUCCCAUGGAAAACAAUGGUGGAGAUAUCAGACAAGGUGAGCUCAAAUACGAGCAACUAUUAAUGACAAGCAACGGCGAUUUGGUGACUGAGUCCUCUCUUCCUUUGGUGGAUGUUGAUUUGCCCUUAAGCUUCAAUCUUGAGCGUCGUCAUAAUGUUUUGGAAUAUGAACAAUUGAUUGCAAUUGGGAAUCCCAAUUUUAUGCCUGUUAAGCUGGACGAUGAGUGGGAUCCAAUAGCUCUCAAUUACACCUCUGGUACAACAUCUGCACCAAAAGGAGUGGUUUACAGUCAUCGCGGAGCCUAUCUUAGCACUCUAAGCAUGGUGUUAGGGUGGGAGAUGGGAACUGAACCUGUUUAUUUGUGGUCCUUACCCAUGUUUCAUUGCAAUGGAUGGACCUUUACAUGGGGGGUUGCUGCUCGAGGUGGGACUAAUGUUUGUAUCAGGAAAACAACUGCUUCCGAGAUCUAUCGUAGCAUUGCAUUACAUGGGGUUACACACAUGUGUUGCGCACCUAUUGUGUUCAACAUUAUUCGCGAGGCAAAACCACAUGAGCGUGUUCAGAUUAAAUCUCAUGUUCAAAUCCUUACCGGUGGGGCUCCUCCGCCUGCUGCAUUGCUGCUGGAGAUGAAAGAGUUGGGGUUUCAUGUGAUGCAUGCUUAUGGGCUCACAGAGGCAACAGGGCCUGCUUUAGUGUGUGAGUGGCAAAAUCAGUGGGAAGCUUUACCAAAUGACGAUCAAGCACGGUUAAAGGCGCGUCAAGGAGUUGGUGUCCUCAGCAUGGCAGAUGUUGAUGUUAUGGACAUGAAAACAAAGCAAAGCGUGCCUCGCAAUGGCAAAUCAAAAGGGGAAAUUGUACUCCGUGGUAGUGGUAUAAUGAAGGGAUAUCUAAAAAAUGAGGAAGAAACAUCUAAGGCUUUUAAGGAUGGAUGGUUUCAUACAGGUGAUGUGGGUGUCAUUCACCCUAAUGGGUAUGUAGAGAUAAAAGACAGAUUGAAAGAUGUGAUUAUAUCCGGUGGGGAGAAUAUUAGCAGUGUGGAGGUGGAAACAGUGAUUUUCCGCCAUCCGAAGGUGUUGGAUGCAGCGGUUGUGGCAAUGCCUCACCCACGCUGGGGUGAAAGCCCCUGUGCUUUUGUAGUGAAGAAAGUGAAAAAUGAGAAUUUGACGGAGCAAGAGAUCUUGGUGCAUUGUAGGAGUAACCUUCCACACUAUAUGGUACCUAAGAAAGUAGUGUUUCUAGAAGUGAUACCUAAAACCGCCACUGGGAAACCAAAAAAGGAUAUAUUGAGGGAUGAGGCAAAGAAAUCCAACGCAUUAACCUUGAAAAAUGAUCAUCAAAUAGACCAAACCAUAACCUUGUCACGCCUAUAGUCCUGUUUUGCUAAACUUCUAUGUGUUUUAUCUUGUUGUAACAGUCUUAGAGAAACUUCGUUGUACAUAAAUUUUUCUUUUUGUUCUUUCAGUCGUUGAAGUUUCUUAGAGUGCUUGUAGUCACAAAUCUAUAUGCAACUUGGGGACCUGCCUGCAUAGCUUGACAUUUCUCAAAAGAAAGUGAUUCGUUUCGAGCAUGCUCUGCCUCGUCCUUUGAGACAUAAUCCUUGAUACAUUUUCUAUUGGACAAGUAUCACCAUGAACAAUAGCAAGAAGUCUCCUUCACAA